AUGGCAAAGAAGACCGCGCCCGCAGGAGCCCAGAACGCCAAGCAGAAUGCUUUGGCUCUUAAGCGCUACCUCCCGCGCAAGCUUAGGGAAGCUGCCGAGGACGAGGCCGCAGUGGAGAAGGGAGUUGGACACGACCUGAUCAUCUACAGCUUCGAUCGCCCUACCGGCCAGUACGGAUACACACCCUUUUCGAUUCAAUUGCGUCUUCGCCUUCGCCAUGCCGGAAUUCAGCACGUAGACCGCGCUGCCAACAUCUUCCAGGCACCCAAGUAUCGGGUGCCCUACGUCAAGCUUGCCGACUCGGAUGAGCUUGUUGGCGAGUCGCAGUUCAUCAUCAAGCGUCUUGUGCAGACCGGCAAGCUCCAGGACCUCAAUAAAGAGCUCUCUCCCUCCGACCAGGCCAAGGAUGCUUGCAUCCGGGCUAUGCUGGAGGACCGCGCCUACUUCCUCAUUUUGUACGAGAGAUGGCGCGGCCAGUAUGAGAUGAUGUGGCACGAUGGUCCCUUCUCCCACUUCGUUUGGGGCGCCAAGCAGAUCUCUACUCAGGCGGCUCGCGGCUACGUUAACUCGCAGCUGUGGUUCCAGGGCGUCGGCCGCUACUCCGACGAGGAGGUCAAGGCCUUCGCCACCGACGUUGUCAUGUCCCUGAAUGGCUUCUGCGAGACCUCACUGUCGAAGCUGAGUCUCGAUUCGCGGGAGUCCCGGGAGCCGUUCUGGAUCCUUGGCGGCCAGCGCCCAUCCGAGGCUGACUUUAUCGUCUACGGCAACCUCGCUACCGUGCUUGGCACCACUGUCAACCCCGUCCACGCCGCCCUCAUCCGUGAGAAGCCCGCCCUGGUCGAGUACAUGGGCCGCAUCCACGAGCGUUUCUUCUCCGAGUACAAGUCCCCUGUUCACGCUUAA
Molecule: messenger RNA, 903 nt
Organism: Colletotrichum godetiae
Lineage: Eukaryota; Fungi; Ascomycota; Sordariomycetes; Glomerellales; Glomerellaceae
Exons: 3
Coding region: 1-903 (300 amino acids)
Cellular component (GO): cytoplasm
Source: RefSeq, a predicted model, not a curated record